AUGGGUCAACAGGGUGAGUCCAUGUACACUGAUGAAGAGAACUCAGUCCUUGACGUCUCGCAUAUCUUGGCUACUGCUUCUGCUGCCAAGGAUGGGUGGUUAGUGGGUCGUUUAUUGACGGAGGGUUCCUGCAACCUCAGGGGCCUUAAGGGAACGCUAGUCAAUAUCUGGAGGAGCUUUGGGCGCCAUGAGUUCAGGGAGUUGGGCCCUAACCUGUUCACCAUCAGGUUCCAUGAUAAGGCUGAUCGUGACCGCUUGAUGCUGGCGGGUCCUUGGACGUUUGACCAGUUUCUUCUGGUUCUGAAGGAACUUGAGGUUGAUGAGACCCCUUCGCAAGUACCUCUUCAGCGAGUCCCCUUCUGGGUGCAGGUUCAUGAUAUCCCAGUUGGUCUCCACACUGAGGAGAUGGCACGGUCUCUUGGCAAUGCUUUGGGUGGUUUUCUGGGAUGGGACUCGACAGAACGGCGAAACCAUGGUGGAUAUCUCCGUAUUCGAGUCUCAGUGGAUGUUACGAAGCCUUUGCUUCGCUCCAAGCUUCUGGGCAGAGGAGCUAACAAGGAGCCGUUGAGGGUGCUGUUUCGUUAUGAGCGGCUAGCAAAUCUGUGCUAUCGCUGCGGCCGCAUGGAUCACUUUGUCAAGCAUUGCAGUAGUAAGGAGCGGGGUCCUUUCCCGUUUGGUCCUUGUAUGAAGGCAGAGGUUGUGCAUUCUUUCACCUCCCGUAACCGUGCAUCUUCUUCUUUCUCCUCGCGGGGAGGAGCUGCUUAUGGUACUGAUUCAGGGUCUUCCUCUUUCCCGCAAUAUGGGCCCUCAUCUCCGUUGCAUGGUUCUGUUCAUGGUGGAUCAGAGGUGGGUGAGAAAGAUGGCAACUCAGUUUUGACCCCAAAGGAUGUGGCAGUUACUACCGUGGACUUUGGUGGGUCAGGUGACAAUCAUACUGUGCCAGAGGGUCCUAGCAAGAAACGUAGUGCUGGGACUUCCUUGGAUGAUGCUAUGGUGUUACAACCUCCUUCAAAGAAGAUGCUUUUUGAUGCAAUAUCGGCGGACGCUGCUGAGCAGGUCCGCCGGGCACAAUGA
Lotus japonicus is the source of this 1074-nucleotide messenger RNA. RefSeq lists its product as uncharacterized. Lineage: Eukaryota; Viridiplantae; Streptophyta; Magnoliopsida; Fabales; Fabaceae. Bases 1 to 1074 code for a protein of 357 amino acids. Gene Ontology annotation, molecular function: nucleic acid binding; zinc ion binding. The transcript has a single exon. The record is from RefSeq and is a predicted model, not a curated record.